AUGUUGCGGGUAGUGCUCUUCGUAUUAUUUUCCAUCGUCAUUGCACAACAUCCCUGGUACCAAGCCUUUAAUCCAGAAGAAGUACGUGAAGAAGCGCGGAUGUGUGAACAAGAGUGCAUGACGACCUCGGAUUGUGAUACCGGCCUGAGCUGCUUUCACGCAACGAUGGAUAGCCGCGGGUGCUGCCUACAAACUUUGAAACCGAACGAAACUGGAUGUGUUGUUGAUGACCAGUGCAAGCGAGCUUGCGAGAGCACCUUUUGCGACAAGGCCCAGCAGCCAUCUCGGUGUCUAUGCGAAAAGGGGCGGCAUUUCCUGUUCAACAAAUGCUGGAAAAAAUGUCCGGAAUUCGCCCAUCCUGAACCGGAAGUUGACCCUCAGGGUUUCUCUUUUUGCAAAUUGAAGGUGAGCGAAGCCACCGCUCUCCAAUGGAUCCGACGAAACAAGCGACAACUCCGAAACGCUUUCUGC
Messenger RNA from Mesorhabditis spiculigera, 471 nucleotides. Lineage: Eukaryota; Metazoa; Nematoda; Chromadorea; Rhabditida; Rhabditidae. The record is from the annotation of a GenBank genome assembly.